Molecule: messenger RNA, 4701 nt
Organism: Naegleria gruberi
Lineage: Eukaryota; Heterolobosea; Eutetramitea; Acrasida; Naegleriidae
Gene: FM146
Exons: 4
Coding region: 1-4701 (1566 amino acids)
Biological process (GO): intracellular signal transduction; cyclic nucleotide biosynthetic process
Cellular component (GO): cytoplasm
Molecular function (GO): adenylate cyclase activity
Source: RefSeq, a predicted model, not a curated record
AUGGGAUCUGCUUGCAGCUUGAACAGCAGUGAGAAUGUUGUUAGUCCUAAUCAACAAGAAUCACCAAAAGAUUUUAAUCAACAUAAAUCAAUUAGAUAUUCGGAAAGGAGAGUAUCAAAAGAUUCUUAUGCUUCCUCGGAGUCAGAAACGAAAGUGGUGGAGGUUCGUAAGGCACACUCUUUCAAACUUCCUCCUCCCCGAGUGAAUUUGAUGGGAUUUAAAACAAUACCUUUUGGAAAUGGAAAAAAAACAACGGAGGAGGUUAAUGCGGAAAUAAUUUGUUCUUAUUUACCUCAACAUUUGUUGUAUAAUCUCAAGUCUCUCUAUUACAAGAGCAAUAAUAAUAGUAAUGUAAAUGAUAGGAAAUCAAAGGCAUUGGAGGAAGAAAUGUCAACAACAAUGUCUCCACUUAGUAAUAUAACAUAUGAAACCUGUAUUUUAAUGAUUGACAUUUCUGGAUUUACUAAUUUAACAGAGAGCCUUUCAAAAGAACCUAAUGGAGCUGAGCUUCUUACUAAAUAUAUUAAUCAAUAUUUUACGACAUUAAUUGCCUUUAUUUAUGAUGCUAUUAUUUGUCAAUUCCAUUACCCACGUAAGGAUAGAACUUUGGCUGAGUGUGUAAUUGCGGCUGUUCAAUGUGCCUUGCGAAUUCAGCAGACUGAAUAUUUGAAAUCUUUCAAGGUGAAUGAUAACAUAUCACUUCAGAUACAUUGUGGUGUGUCUUUGGGAUAUGUAACGACGCACCAUUUGGGAGUGAAUGAUUACUGGCUUCGAAUCACUUCUGGCCAAGCUCUUCUCGAAAUGUCCUCCGCUUUGGGUAAUAGUCUGGUAGGACAAGUUGUGAUAACCAGGCCAGCAUUUGAAAAAUGUUCCAAUUAUAUCACUUGUAGAAAGUUAGAAAUCAAAGAGGCAGAUGUCCCACCUGUUAGAAACAAGAUAGAUGCAGGACAAAGUGAAUGGAUCAAUGAAGUCAAACCUCUCACAGUGGGGUUCUUGUCCAUUAUUGAUACAAACAAGUACGAAACAAAAGAUGAUGAAAUGCAAGUGUAUCAAACAUAUUUAACAAACGUUCAAGGCGUAUUGGAAACUUAUGAGGGUUUUAUUGCAAACAUGUUGUCGGAUGAAAAGGGUACUAUUCUUGUAUUUUCUUUUGGUUAUCCUGUUAGUCAUAUCAGUGAUUCCAUUAGAGCAGUGAAGGCAGGUAUUGAACUGUCAGGCAAUUUAUCUCAACUAGGAAUGAAGUUUGGAUUGGGAAUUGCCAGUGGAAAGUGUUUUAUUGGAAAUGUUGGGUCAGAAUAUAGAAAGGAGUUUACUAUUUAUGGUGAUAAGGUAAAUUUGGCUGCCCGUUUAAUGAAGGAAUCAGAAAAAAAUGAUGGAGUUGUGUUAUGUGAAGAGGAGACAGCUCAAAUGUUGAAGGGUAUUCCAAUAGAACCACUAGAGCCAAUCAAGGUGAAGGGAAAAUCAGAUUUGAUAAAAAUUUGGAAGGUCAAAGACUCAUCAAUCUCUUCAACUCAAAUGUAUUAUAACAUUAAGAAAUCUCCUUCACAAAUUAUGACAGAAGACCAUUCUGAAUCAUCUGGUAAGAAAAGUUACAGUGGCUCUGAGCAUUUGAAUUCUCUCAAAUAUCCUAUUGGAAGAGAGGAAAUAUUUGAUAGUAUUUGUGGAUAUGUUAAUGAAAAACAGCAAGAAAUAGAACAGGGUAAGAAAACAAAGACCAAGAUAAUUUUUGUGAAAGGAGAAAAUGGUGUUGGAAAAUCUGACCUUUUGAGAAGAUUAGUGAGCGAAUUGAAAUCAAAACUUGCCUGUGUUUAUAAUUCAGCUAUUGAGUUCGAAACUCCAUUUUAUCUCUAUCUAGGAAACCUGAAGAUUAGCAUUACUGAACGUUUUUAUAAGAAGAACGGAUUGGAUUUAGAUUAUAAUGAUGUUGAAAAUCUUUACAACAAUAUUAGUAGAGAACAAAGAGAAGAAAUAAUGUUGGAAACUUUCAAAGAAGAAAAAGAUCGUGACAAUUUAUACUUAUUGAACCCAGUUGUAGGUACCGAGUUUAAAGAGUCGAAAGAUAGUGUUAAACUGGAUCAGGAGGAGAGAAUUACCAUCGCUGCUGAUCUUUUCGCUAGAUUGCUUUCUAUUUCUUGGAUGUAUAUGGGGUAUUCAGCACAACCUUGGUUUCUACUAUAUGACGAUUUCCAUUUUACAAUGCAGUUUGACCCCUAUUCAAGGAUUGUUACGAAAAAAAUUUUGGACCUUGAGCCAGGAAUUACCAACUGUGUAUUGUUGCUUUCCUGUAACGAGCUUCCAGAUGGACCACAAAUGGCGGAGAAGAGAAAAGAGCUUGAUGAGUGGAAGGCUAAGGCUGACUUAGUAAUCGACCUUAAAGAGUUCACCAAGUCUGAAUGUGAAGAAUACUUAAAGCUUUAUUUUAAUGCUUCAAAAGUCGAUCCAAAGGUUUUAGACAUUUUCGUCGAAAAAACAGAGGGAAAUCAACAGUUUUUAACAAUGGCCCUUCACUUUUUACAAGAAAAUGGAAGAACUUAUGUAGAAGAUGGCUGCCUCAAGUUUAAAUUUACGACUAUGGAUACGAUUGAAUUGCCUGCCACAAUGUCUUCGUUCUUUCAACAAAAGAUUGACAGAUUGGAUGUUGACUCUCAACUUGUUCUGAAAGUUGCAUCUUCGAUUGGAAUCCAAUUCGAUUUUGAGACUCUUGAAGCAAUAUUCCCAAAGGAAUCAAAUGUGAAAAAGGACAGAAAAUUAUCAGAUAUUUUGAAGAAUCUUGUUGGCAGUCAUCAGUUUUUAGAAGUGGUUGAGGAGACAAAGGGUAAACAUUUUCUUGCUUGUUCAUCAAGUAAGGACAGAACGUUCAAAUUCAAAUCUUCCAUGAUGCUACAGAUUGUGUAUUCCACUACUCCCAAAGAGCAAAAGAGAGAAUUUCACAUGUCUCUUGCCAAACACUUUAUCAAGACAAUUGAGCAACAAUGUAGAAGACACAAAAGUAGAGAACGAUCCUCGUGGUAUAUUAAGGAAAUCGCCGUUCAUUUAGGCCACUAUUUUGAUAAGAUUGCUUUAGAGGAAACCCUCUCGCUAGGAUCAGUAGAAAAGGAGGAAAUGCUUCAUUUAGCAUUGGCGUGUGUUAUAAUUCCAAAAGCUAUCACUCUAUUGAGCCAAGAGCAGGAAGCUUCUGUUUUCAAGCAUCUUUGUGUUUCAUUUAAUACGAUAUUGGAGAAAAUUGUAACAUUGUGGAAAGGAGAAAAGGAAGGAAAUGAAGAAGUCAAGUACACCGACCUAUUAGAUGUUACAAAGCUGAACGUUUUCGAGUCAGUUCUCUCCCUGAUUGAUAUUACCAGAAAGAGAUUUGAAGGGAUAACACGAAUUUCUUCAACUUUUUCCAUUUUGGGUCUCAGUUUUUUGAGUGUUAAAAUCUUACUUGCAAAGAGUCUACUCAAAUUUGGAAUAUUUAUUGAGAAUUUGUUUGACGCAAAUUUGAUGCCGACUGGUGAGGAAGCAUUAACCAAAGCAAAACUGUAUUGCCCAGAAUCAGAGAAAGAGUUGAUCUUUUCUAUUGAAUCUGAGAGAUGGUUCAUGGCUUUUUACUUGAACAAGACAGAUGAAGCAAUAGUAUUGAGUUCAAACCUCAUUAAUUUAUCAACAGAAAUAGGAGAUACUACACAGCAAAUGUUUGGUUCUGUAUCUUGCAUGAUGACUCACAACACCAGGGGUAAUUUUAAUAAGGUAAUUCUCUUCUCUGAAGAUGUUAUCAAUCAGUAUUUGAGCGAUCCCGACAAGUAUCAUCAACAGUCCAUUAAUAGGUUCAGAAAAAGGGAUGCUUUGCUUGUAUCUUGUACCUACUCGAUGCGGGCUUUGUGGUCUGUUGGUAAAUAUGAGAGUGCAUCAAAAUACUACACUUUGGGAUCUGAACAGAGCAGGGUCAGACUUCACCUCCCUUCUUACAUGUUCUUUUACUCAUUUGCUUGCUACUAUUUAUUAAUUAGUGGUCAAUUGGAUGAGCUAGAGAGAUCAGCUAAUCAAGGAAUGAGCAUCAUUUCAAUAUUUUCAACAACUGUGGCAAGUCCAACCCAAGUAUUAAGCGCCAAGUUUUAUCUUGCCUAUGUCCAAUUUUGCAGAGAGUUAACGUCUGGAAUUAAUAUUGUAGAGAAAGAGCAACGGUUAAGGGAACAAGCUGAUCACAUGGAAUCUCUCUUUAACUCUCUUCACAUUUAUGCACCUCCAAGCUUAAUAUUCGAUUAUGCAAUUUUAGAGUCUCGGGUCAAGUAUUUGGAAUUCCUAGAUAGUAUCCAAAUUGGUACUGAUGUUCCGUAUCUUGAACAUACAGAGACACUCUUCAAGAAUGCACUAGCAUCACAUCAAGAAAAUUUAUUAGGAGAAAUACUGAGAUUGCAAUCCAGAUUUCUUCUAAUCAAGUGCUCAUUGCUUGAGGCAUCUUUCGAAGAAUGCUAUCCUAAUGUUGAAAAAUCCUACUCUGAUGCACUGCAAUUUGUUUCUUCUCAAUCAGCGCAUGGUGUCAAGUUGAGAAUUCUUCUGGACAUGUACGACUGCUAUCAUUAUUUAAUAUCGAAAGGACUGAAAUAUGUAGAAGACAAACUUCCAGAUAUUAUUUCAGAUAUGGAUUAUCUUAUGGAAAAUUACAUUGAACAACACGAAUCAAUCCAAUCUUUGAAUGAAAGAUAUAAGAUAAUUAAGCAGUAG